Molecule: messenger RNA, 1322 nt
Organism: Aspergillus ruber CBS 135680
Lineage: Eukaryota; Fungi; Ascomycota; Eurotiomycetes; Eurotiales; Aspergillaceae
Product: ribosome biosynthesis protein MAK16
Exons: 2
Coding region: 77-1036 (319 amino acids)
Biological process (GO): maturation of LSU-rRNA; maturation of 5.8S rRNA
Cellular component (GO): preribosome, large subunit precursor; nucleolus
Source: RefSeq, a predicted model, not a curated record
CUCGAAACCACCAUUGUCCACCACGUUUAAAAUAUUAUCAGGUCUUCAGGUUAUACCGGACCCAUAGUAAGACAAGAUGUCGUCGGACGAGAUUGUCUGGCAGGUUAUCAACCAGCAAUUCUGUUCUUACAAGCUCAAAACAACAAAAGAACAAAACUUCUGCCGAAAUGAAUACAACGUUAGCGGUCUCUGCAACCGCCAAUCCUGCCCCCUCGCCAACUCCCGCUACGCAACCGUGCGUUCCGACCCUGAAACCGGCGCCAUGUACCUCUACACCAAGACAGUCGAACGCGCUCACAUGCCCAGCAAAUGGUGGGAGCGCGUACGCCUCUCCUCCAACUACGCGAAAGCCCUCGAACAGCUCGACGAGCGCCUCAUCUACUGGCCCAAGUUCCUGGUGCAUAAGUGCAAGCAGCGUUUGACGAGGCUGACGCAGGUGUCUAUUCGGAUGAGGAAGUUAGAGAAGGAGGAUGGGAUGAUUGAGGAGACUGUUGUGCCGAAGUUGGCGCCGAAGAUUAGACGGAGGGAGGAGACGAGAGAGAGGAAGGCGGCUAGUGCGGCGAAGGUGGAGAGGGCGAUUGAGAGGGAGUUGAUUGAGAGGUUGAGGAGUGGAGCCUAUGGGGAUCGGCCAUUGAAUGUGGAGGAGGGGAUUUGGAAGAAGGUGCUUAGGGGAUUAGAACGGUCGGGUGAGGGCGAGAGGGAUGAAGAUCUGGAUGAUGGGGAGAGGAUUGAGGAUAUGGAUGAGGAGGAGGAGGGAGUUGGGGAGGUGGAGUAUGUUAGUGAUGUUGAUGAGGAUCUCGAGGAUAUGGAAGAUUGGUUGGGUAAUGAGUCUGCCGGUUCGAGUGAUUACGAUAGUGAGGAGGAUGAUGGCAGCGAGGACGAGUCUGACAGCGACGAGGACAGUGAAGAAGAGAAGAAGCCCCUGCCUGGCAAGAGGAAGCGUCCUGCUCCUCGCGCGCAACCCCGGAAGAAGGGACCGAAGAUCGAGAUCGAGUACGAGACGGAGGGCGCGGGCAAGGAGAAUGUCAUGGCAUAGGCUCUCUUCUCCCAUUGUUACGGAGGACAUCGAAAGAAAAGCGGACCAAGAGAAAAGUUAUGUUGGUUAUGUGCAUGGCGUUGGUCGGUUUCUGCUGCUGCUACUGUUACUGCUGCGAUUGGGAUUUUCAUACCCAGGUAUUGCAUAUACAUCCUGUUGUUACCCAUAUUUAUUGGGACCAUACCUUCAAUGUAAUUGUUCAAUGUUUGUUGUCCAUAGCAAUUCAUUUGUAUAACGUUGUUUGCCUCAGGAAUUAAAUCACGUGCGCUCCGCUGAAACGGUGGCU